Molecule: messenger RNA, 843 nt
Organism: Batrachochytrium dendrobatidis JAM81
Lineage: Eukaryota; Fungi; Chytridiomycota; Chytridiomycetes; Rhizophydiales
Product: mitochondrial 54S ribosomal protein MRPL1
Exons: 9
Coding region: 1-843 (280 amino acids)
Cellular component (GO): mitochondrial large ribosomal subunit
Molecular function (GO): structural constituent of ribosome
Source: RefSeq, a predicted model, not a curated record
AUGGCUUCUAAUCAUGAAGCUGUGUCACUAAUAGAAGCACGUCGCUGUUACGACAAAGUCAAGUACCGUCGAGAACAAAGAAAAAUCAAGCAGAAACUUAAUCAGGAUGAUAUCACCUUUGAUCAUGCAUUCUCUGUAUUCCAGACGUAUACUCUUGGUCAGGAUCUACCAAUAACUGCACAUAUCAAGAUCGCACAUUCUGAAAGUGGAAAACCAAUUCGUGGUGAAGUCAUGUUUCCACAUCAAGUUGGGCAACUGGAAAAACCUGUCGUUUUGAUGUUUGCUACAGGAAAACAAGCAGAAGAGGCAAAACAACUCGGAGUAGACAUUGUUGGUGGAGACGAGCUUAUCGAGCAGAUCAUGGAAGACAAAAUCACGUUUGAUCGUUGUCUUUCCACCAGUGAGAUGUUUCCAAAAGUUAUAAAAAUUGCCCGAAAACUCGGUCCAAAAGGACUCAUGCCAAGUCCUGCCAAAGGAACUGUGUCUGACGACUUACCUGCAAUGAUGGCGUCGUUGCAUGCAAGCACCAAAUUUGAACUCGGCUCCAACAAUAUGAUUCAAGUCGAGGUUGGUCGGGCUUUAUGGAAGGAAAGCGAAGUUGAAGCCAACAUCAAAUCACUGAUCGGUUCUAUAAUGAAAAGCAGGCCAAGCAAGCAAGAUGUAAACGGAUUUGUUGAAAGCAUCAGCAUAUCUGCUCCACAUACGGCAGGAAUGAAACUCCCCAAUUCCAAAUUUAUUCCAAAGCCUCCCAAGGCUCUGUCUGAAGUCAAAACACUACUGGAAUCUUAUGGACUGUUAACCAGAGUUGGAAAGGGAGUCCAAAUAAAUAUUCAGUAUGAUUAA